CGAGGCGGCGGCGGCGGGUUGUGCCCGGCCCCCCUCCUCCUCGCCUCCGGUCCCCGGGCGACUGCGGACUCCGGGCAGCCCCCGGGCGGCGGCCGAGCGGACGGCGGGGGAUGGCGAGAUAGCGGCGCGGGAGCGGCCCGACUGACUGCUUUGCACGGAUGAUGAACAUUUCCUUGCGUUUGAGAAGACCAUCCCGGAUGGUGGAUGGUAAAAGGAUGAGGAUGACUUCAAGUUUCCAGCGGCUCUUACUAACAUUUAUUCUUCUGUAUUUAAUGAAUCAAGUAAAUAGCCAGAAAAGAGGGGCUCCUCGUGAUUUGAAGUGUAUAACUAACAAUUUGCAAGUGUGGGACUGUUCUUGGAAAGCACCCUCUGGAGCAGGCCAUGGUACUAUUUAUGAAGUUUGCAUUGAAAGCAGGUCCCGUUCUUGUUAUCAGUCAGAGAAAGCAAAUGCUAAAAUCCCAGCUCUUUUACCUGGCGAUCAUGAAAUAACCAUAAAUCGUCUAUAUGAUUUUGGAAAUCCUAUGAGUAAAUUCACACUAAAUGAAAAAAAUGUUUCCUUAAUUCCAGAUACUCCAGAGAUCUUGAAUUUGUCUGCUGAUUUCUCAACUUCUACAUUACACCUGAAGUGGAAUGACAGGGGUUCUGUUUUUCCCCAUCACUUAAAUGUCAUCUGGGAAGUUAAAAUUCUGCGUAAAGAAAAUACGGAAAUCACAAAAUUAGUGACCCACAACACAACUGUGAAUGGCAAAGAUACAGUUCAUCACUGGAGUUGGGCCUCAGACAUGCCCCUAGAGUGCACCACCCAUUCUGUGGCAAUUAGAUGCUAUGUUGACGAUCCUCAUUUCUCUGGUCGCAAAGAGUGGAGUGACUGGAGCCCAAUGAAGAACAUUUCUUGGUCUCCUGAUUCCCAGACUAAGGUUUUUCCUCAAGACAAAGUGAUACUUGUAGGCUCAGAUAUAACAUUUUGUUGUGUGACUCAAGAAAAAGUGUUAUCAGCACAGAUUGGCCAAACAAAUUGUCCCCUUAUUCAUCUUGAUGGGGAAAAUGUUGCAAUCAAGAUCCAUAAUAUUUCAGUUUCUGCAAACAGUGGAACAAAUGUGGUUUUCACAACAGAAGAUAACAUAUUUGGGACAGUUAUUUUCGCAGGAUAUCCACCUGAUAUUCCUCAAAAACUGAAUUGUGAGACAUACGAUUUAAAAGAGAUUAUAUGUACUUGGAAUCCCGGAAGACCGACAGCACUGGUGGGCCCACGCAAUACAAGUUACACUUUAUUUGAAAGUUUCUCAGGAAAAUAUGUUAAAUUUAAAAGAGUUGAAGCACCAACAAAUGAAAGCUACCAGUUAUUCUUUCAAAUGCGUCCAAAUCAAGAAAUAUAUAAUUUUACUUUGAAUGCUCGCAAUCCUCUGGGUCGGUCAGAAUCAACUAUUUUAGUUAACAUAACUGAGAAAGUUUAUCCUCGUAUUCCUACUUCAAUCAAAGUGAAGGAUAUUAAUUCAACAGCUGUUAUACUUUCCUGGCAUUUACCGGGCAACUUUGCAAAGAUUAAACUUUUAUGUCAAAUUGAAAUUAAUAAAACUAACGCAGUACAAGAAUUGCGGAAUGUCACGGUCAGAGGAGUAGAAAAUUCAAGUUAUCUUGUAGCUGUGGACCAGUUAAACCCAUAUACUGUAUAUACUUUCCGGAUUCGCUGUUCUGCUGAAACUUUCUGGAAAUGGAGCAAAUGGAGCAAUGAAAAAAAAUAUUUAACCACAGAAGCCAUUCCUUCAAAGGGACCAGAUACUUGGAGAGAGUGGAGUUCUGAUGGAAAAAACUUAAUAAUCUAUUGGAAGCCUUUGCCCAUUAACGAAGCUAAUGGGAAAAUCCUUUCCUAUAAUGUGUCAUGUUCACUAGAUGAGGAGACACAGUCCCUUUCUGAGAUCCCUGAUCCUCAACAUAAGGCAGAACUACAACUUGAUAAAAACGACUACAUCAUCAGCGUGGUGGCAAAAAAUUCUGUUGGUUCAUCGCCACCUUCUAAAAUAGCUAGUAUGGAAAUUCCAAACGAUGAUCUCAAAGUAGAGCAGGCUGUCGGGAUGGGAAAUGGAAUUCUCCUCACGUGGAAUUACGAUCCCAGCAUGACUUGUGACUAUGUUAUUAAGUGGUGUAACUCCUCUCGGGCCGAGCCCUGCCUCAUGGACUGGAAAAAAGUCCCUUCCAACAGCACUGAAGCUGUAAUAGAAUCUGAUCAGUUUCGACCGGGUGUAAGAUACAAUUUUUUUCUGUAUGGGUGCAGAAAUCAAGGAUAUCAGUUACUGCGUUCUAUAAUUGGAUAUAUAGAAGAAUUGGCUCCAAUUGUUGCCCCAAAUUUUACUGUUGAGGACACAUCUGCAGAUUCAAUAUUAGUAAGAUGGGAAGAUAUUCCUGUGGAAGAGCUUAGAGGCUUUUUAAGAGGAUAUUUAUUUUACUUUGAAAAAGGAGAGAGAGACACAUCUAAGAUCAGGGGUUUGGAAUCCGGUCGUUCUGACAUAAAGGUUAAGAAUAUUACCGACCUCUCCCAGAAGACACUGAGAAUUGCCGAUCUUCAGGGUAAAACGAGUUACCAUCUGGUCCUGCGAGCCUAUACAGAUGGUGGAAUGGGCCCAGAGAAGAGCAUGUUUGUGGUGACAAAGGAAAAUUCUGUGGGAUUAAUUAUUGCCAUCCUCAUCCCAGUGGCGGUGGCGGUCAUUGUGGGAGUGGUAACGAGCAUUCUUUGCUAUCGGAAACGAGAAUGGAUUAAAGAAACCUUCUACCCUGACAUUCCAAAUCCAGAAAAUUGUAAAGCUUUACAGUUUCAGAAGAGUGUCUGUGAGGGAAACAGCGCUCUCAAAACAUUAGAAAUGAAUCCUUGUACCCCAAAUAAUGUUGAAGUUCUGGAAACUCGAUCAGCAGUUCCUAAAAUAGAAGAUACAGAAAUAAUUUCUCCCGUAGCCGAGCGCCCAGAAGAGAGCUCUGAUGCGGAACCCGAGAACCACGUGGUUGUGUCCUAUUGUCCGCCAGUCAUCGAGGAAGAAAUACCGAACCCGGGAGUGGAUGAAGCCGGAGGGACCUCACAAGUCAUUUACAUCGAUGUCCAGUCCAUGUACCAGCCUCAGGCAAAACCAGAAGAGGAACAAGAGAGCGACCCCGUCGAGGGGGCAGGCUAUAAGCCACAAAUGCACCUCCCCAUCACUUCUACUGUAGAAGACCUGGCUGCAGAUGCUGACUUAGAUAAAACUGCAGGUUACAGACCUCAGGCCAAUGUAAAUACUUGGAACUUAGUAUCUCCAGACUCCCCCAGAUCCACAGACAGCAACAGUGAAAUUGUCUCUUUUGGAAGUCCCUGCUCCAUUAACUCCCGACAAUUUUUGAUUCCUCCUAAAGAUGAAGACUCUCCUAAAUCGAAUGGAGGAGGAUGGUCCUUUACAAACUUCUUCCAGAACAAACCGAAUGACUAACAGUGUCACUCUGUCACUUCAGUCUGCCAUCUCAGUAAGCUCUCACUGCUGGUGCUGCCGUGCCAGCAUGGGGCAUCUUGGAGGGAUCCUGUGAAGUGUUGUUAGCAAGGUGGACCUCACUGCGCAAGUUACACUCCAAGUGUUAAUGUGCUCUUAACGUAGUCUCAUGGCCCAAGUAGGGUAACUCAGAAAUCCAGACCAUGCAACUCAAGUUUCGGAGCUAUCUGUGAUUAGAGCCAAAGAAUUCUCUCGUGCUCCACCUUCGGGGAGCACUUCACGGCUAAUCCUGUCCGGUCCCACACAUGCAAAACAACUCCCACAGCAGCGCGUUCUGUUCUGUCAGUGGUUUUCUCAUACGGAUACUUUAUGGAAUUGCAAGCAGAUUUACAGGCACAGGAGAAAAAUGUCAAAGUAACAGAUGAUGUUUAUUUGCCUGACACUUGCUCCAUUUAGAUGAAAACCAAGCACAGAUUUCAAAAUUGUUAACAUCAUUCUCCUCUAUCCACAGCAUUUACGAAAAAUUAAUAUAAUUUUUAACGUAGCAACAGCUACUUAGUGUUUUGUUUGAUAAAGUAUACUGAUUUCCGUGCCUACUGUAUAAUGGUUAUCAAACAGUUUUCUCAGGGGUACAAACGUUGAAAAUGAGCGUGACACUGACCAGCCCAAAUGAGAAUCGUGUUCUCUUGCUUUGGGAGGGUUUACAAACCUGUCCCUUAUUUUGUAGCUUGCAUGCUGACUUCCCUUGCUGCAGUUGGUUGCCCUAAUACUUAAAAUUGAAAUUUCUGAGACUGCAGAUCUAAGUUUUCCUAAACAUCUGUUUUUUUGCGUGUGACAUGGUGCCCGUUUUGUAAACAUGAGCAAAUUCAGUAUUACUGAUAAACACAGGAUUCCAGGGGUUUCCUGUUUGAGGUGACUACUGGGCAGUCUCACUGUGUCAGCUAUGCUCGUGCAGCAGCCCUGAUCGGUGUCAGUGCCUCGUGAGAAGGCUGUGCCACGGAGCCCCACGCACCCAGGCGGUGAUGACCCAGGACAUCUCGUAGCAAACGUUCCUCCUGAUCAGGCAUUUUGGCAGGUUCUGCCUCUGAAAUGAUCGUGAGUCCAGACUGUUUGAUCCAGUCCUCAAAGUUUUAAAUCUAAAACUAAAAAGAUAAUGCUUCCUGUAGGAACCGUUACUCAAGGGCUAUUUUGUAUGAACUGUCACAAAGUCAGUUUGAAUCCGUGGGCACGCCUGCAUUAAGGGCACAGCAUUUUCUUUGUGAGCUGCCCGUGAUUGUGUGUCCUCUCAGCAUCCUCUGUCCCCUUUGGUCUUCAUACGUGAUGUCUAGGACGAAUGUGGUCAGAAUGAAAAACUCAAAAGUGUAUCUUCUGUUUCCCUCACCCCCACGUUGUCUUGUGUGUUUUGUCUUUUGACAGUUAAGGCAAAGUACCUGAAAAAUGGAAAUCUCUGAAUACAUCAAAAUGUGCCUGUUUUUUUCUUUUUUAUCAUCCGAGGUUCUGUGAUGUAUUUGCAUAUAAUGGAUCAGUUGUCUUUUUUUCUAGCUCCUAAUGUUUCUUUUAUAAAAACCAUGUCAUGGAAAAAAGCCACAGGGUGACAAGGAGCAAAAUCCAUUUGGGUACUCUAUGAAUCCUGGCUCUAAUUGCUAGAGUUCAACUAAAUUCUUGAGCUUCAUGUUACAUGGACACGUGCGAUGAACUAGAACUAAUUAUAUACACACACGGUAUAUUAAAACCAUGUCAUAGCUCCUUGGGAUUUAAAACAGUGAAAAAUCUAUCAAGCCAGAGCCAUCCCUAACAGUUUUCUCUUCUUCUUUAUCUUCUUGGGCUCCUUUCCUCAGCUUACACCCCAGACACUCAGACCUGGGGCUGCCUUCGUUUCCCGCCGUGGUUGGUCAUUACCGCACCCCUGCUGCCCACAACUCAUGCCUCGUUCCCCCUGAAACCAAAUGGAUCCUGCACUUCAUCUCCUUAGGAUAGCAUACGUGUUGGCUAAGGUAGACAUUUUUUUUGGUGUGAACUACACCUCACCGAGAAUGGGAAAAGGCAGGCCAACAGAAAUUGAUCUGUGUCAUCAGUACAUAUGCAUUAUGCAUUGCAGCCGUGGCCAUGUGGAUCUGAUGCCCUUUCCAGCCUAUACAGCUCAUUUGUUCAGCUGACAGGGAGUGUCACUGGGCUCUUGAGUCCUUUCACCUUGUCCGAGACUUCAGUACUUUUCCUGCAUGAAAAAGGUUCAGAGAGCUGCUCGGCUCUGCUCUCCCCUGCCUCUGGGGUUCCAUACACAGUGAUCACUAGGUUAAUGGGAAGCAGAGUAACACUGUUAGUGUGGGUAGGCUCCUGAUAAGUUGCCUCAUGCUUCGGAGUAUGUGGUUUAGGUGUCAGGCCAAAGGUUCCUUGCCUUUUCCCACGGAAUUGAAGACAGCCAGACCCACUGUGUAAAUCCUAAGUUAUUACCUCCCACCCACUCCCAACCCCCCAACCUGGGCAUAUGGGGGUGGCCUCAACACGGGGAGAGAGAGGGGAGGGGUGGAGAGAGAAGAUGCCCUUUGUCACAUAUCCAGUUGUUUGUGGCACUGGAGACCCUGGUAAAUGUGCACUGUCCGUCAAUGCUGGGGCCAUGCUCCAGUGUGAAAAGCAGUUUCGUAGGGGUCCUGCUCUGUCCAGUCAUGGUAGCGCCUCUGCCUGGGGCAGGGGAGACUAGAAUUGUUCUCUCCAGCCCUUCCUGACUGGGAAGGUAAUUGGGAAAUCCCUCUUUCCUCAACUAAGGCCUAGUCAUUGCUUAGAACAUUCUAAAUAUCUGAACUACAGUUACGCCCCACCAUGUCUGUUUAAUAGUACUGUGUAUUAGGACGCAUUUUCAUAUCUCUUACAAGCCAGUUCACUUAGUAGCCAAUUUCAGAUCAAGUUUCCCUUGUGAGAAAUGGAGAUUCUGGUGGUCAUUAUGGCUGCCUUUCUGUUGUGAGUGGCCCUCCUAGGUAAACAACAUUUAGCAUAAAAAUAUUCUUAGAAGACGUAGCUAGCAUUUUGGCAUUAGCUAGAGCUUGUGCAUUAUGGACUGCGUGGAUUAAUCUCCACAUAGAGUGGCAGUCAUCAGUGUGUUGAACUGUAGAAGCCUGGAUUUGAGAUUGUGGCCCUGGGUAUCUGGACAGUUGUGUGUUUAUGUGCUUAGGUGACAGAGGUGCUCUGUUCUGCAGCUGAGACUCAGAAGCAGCCGUUCGUGGAACAAGUUCAGGGAGGAAGUGUCAGCCUCGUCUUCCAUACCAGCAUAACCUUCACGGCCCGUGGGUCUGAAGAAUUUAGACACCCAGUACUGUCGCCCUCUCAGAAACUAGUGAAAGUCACACUGUUAAAACUUGAUGCAACUUGGAUUCUUGCUGGAAGUUAUUAGUCCUGUAAUUCUUAGUGGUUUUCAUGUUGUCCACGUUUAGGAACAUUACAGCCCUUUCUGUGUUUGAAUAACUAGAUUUAGGUUAGUGCAAAAAGAAUUUGAAAUCAAUUUUACGGUCUUUUGAAAUUGAAGUACUCCCUAACAUUCGACAUGCAGAAAAUGUUAUCUCAGAGCUUUCUACUGCUCAGGCACAUAAUCUGAUAAGACUUUUUUUUUUUUUUUCUAUUUACGCUAAAGUAAUUUUUACUGUUAUCUGUUUCGAACCAUUUAAACAUUUGCAUAUCUUUUAUAAAAUGUCUUUUUUUUUCUUAUUUCUUAUCUAAAAUUAAGCAUCUCAGAAUUCAAAUGUGAGAUCAUUAACUAUUUACAAAGACUAGGUACAUAGUGGGAGUUCAAUGAGUAAUUGUUUAUCGAGGCCCCUUCCAGAAAGUGCAGAAUAAGCAGUUUUCCUGAAGGGUGGUAUGUACCAGGAUCUAGCUUGUGUGGAUCUAAGACUAUCGGCUGAAAGAUUCAGAUCUACUCACGAAGUAGCUCCAGUUUCAACGAAAACUUGGGAAAGACUCCUGCAAAAGCAUCACUGUCUUAUUCCUUGCAUCUUAUUCCCUCCCUCAUGAGUAUUCGUAGUGUCUUUUUAUUUGAUGGCUACAAAACUUGGGACCUGUUUGUGCCAACCAGCAUGUGUUCUAGCGAACCAACACUACACUGAUGUGUGAGCUUAACCGAUUAAUAUAAGCACUCAUUCAUUCUCUGGAUAAACUCUUUCUUCAAAGCGUUUAUUUUAAACUGGCACUUCCCGCCAAAACAAAAUUCCAUGGUACCGUGCCCAUCCAUCUUACUUUUUAUAUCCAGAAGAAAAUUUUUCACAGAAGGAAAAGAUUUUCUAAACUUACUGUAAAUGCAUCUUUUAGAUAUGACCUUAGAAUAUCAUUGGAAAGCACUUGGUUUAAAUUUGCUCCAUUUAUGUCUUCAUGGAUUAUGUACCAGGGCUAUUAAUAUUUAAACUUAUUUCAAUACGGUCGUGAGAUUUUUAUUUCUUUUCAGUUUGAGCUUUUGUCUAUUACAUGAUCAUAUUCAUGCCAGUUAUAAUACAAAUGAGCUAUUUUUAAUGCCUAUAUGGAGGAUCAAGAACAUUAAGUUCAUGUGUCAGGCUUUAUCGUGUGUGGUAAAAUUCCAGGGGAUGUGAUUUGAUCUGGAAUAUAUCCAAAUUCUUACAAUUAUGAUACUGAGUUCUGAAAGGUUUCUGUUGCUUUUAAUCAUGGGUAGUGCUUAUUUCUCCCUCUAUUAAGAAUGUUCAUAUUUUGGAUUAUAAGUGUCUAAGUUAUAGACAGAAUUUACCUAUGUAAGACAUAACUGCAACAUUUUAAUGAAAAUUAAAAGUGUUUUAAGAGGGAAAACUUCUGAAUGUUUUUAUGUACAAGUGCCUAGCUGAAGAACCAUAGAAACAGGAAGUUCAAAAUCUCUUAAAUAUGGACACUAUACUGAUUAAAUAUUAACCAAAUACAAAUCAGUAAUAACAUAGUACUUUUUGAUGGCUAUAAGUUAAAAGAUGUGGGUGGGGGAAAUGAAUAUUUAAUUGAUAAGAAAAUUAAUUUGUGUUACAUAAAUCUUCUGAGAUUGCCUUUGCAGUCAGUAGCCAGUCAUAAUUUUAAAAAGCCCAAAUAACUAACACCAUAGACCUUAUGCUGUCCUUAAGCCAAAAAUACUUUGUAUACCUGGUUGAUGGCUUAUUUAAAUGUAUUGAAGUUCCUUAUACAUUUAAAAUGUACUUCCCUUCAUAAUUAUUCCAUUUUAAAAAGGGGUAACUUUCAAUUUCUGAACUUACUAUUUCUCCUAAGCAUUCCAUUAUAAGAGCUCAGAAAGAUUUCUAGAUGGUAUAUAAAAUUUUCACUGAAACAUGGACAAGCUAAACUGUUAGGUUUAACAUUAGUAUUUUUGUAAUUGAGCAUAGAAAACAAUAGUAAUUAAUGAUUUUCAUAAGACAUUUUUCAAAUAUUCUGCCCCCAAUUUGAUUCCAAAACUUUUUGGAUGUUUAUGAUAUACUCAUCUAUUUAAUUUUUUCCUUCCAACAUAAUGCUUUGGGAAAAUGUGAAUAUGUUAUGAAUAGUUGAAGACAACACACAAGAAAAAACCCUGUUCGGUUUGUUGUUGUGGAAGGGUGGGUAUUCUAAGAUACCAUGGGCUUUGUUUCUCCUGUUAUUUUCUCAGAAAGGAGCAUGGCUUUUUCUUACAUACAUUUCAAUUCAGAGUUGCUUGAAAAAGAUUGGUCUGGAUAGAAAGACAUCCAAAAUUUGAGAUAGAACCACCUUAAAAACAGGUCCAAAGGUAAAAGUCACUUAAAAACUUAACUAUCCUAAAGGAAUGUGUUGCCUUUUCUUCUCUUUCAUUAGUUGGCCAGAAGUCAGAGGUCCUCUUCAUAACAUUAGGAAAUUGCCAUUUUUUUACUUUCAAAAUUGCAUUGUAGUGAAUUACUGUUUACAAAAUACACAUACUGUGAACAGAUAUAACUUUUUGUUUUUUAUAAGGUUGUUUGUAGAGUGAGUGUUUUUUUUUUAAGGGUUCUGUGUUAAAUAUUUUCAGUUUUUAAAAUAAAUACUAGUAACUGUUUACUAAUUUUUGUUUGGUCAGGUGUGUGCAGAUGUAGCGGAAAGAUAGGGAGAAAUCAAAUCCAACACCGUUCCUGUAUUCAUUUCUUAAAAUGUCACCACUACAGACCUAAAAAAAACAACAACAAAAAACCCGAGCUAUAAUUUGUGAUAAUCUGUACCUAAAAUCAUACUUAAUCAUGUAAGGAAACAUCUAAAUACUCAUGUAGAGGAAGCAAACUACAGAUUGCAGUAUAUUUGUGUGAUUCAGUCUGAUUCACAGAAUUCCGAGUUCAAAAUGGAAUAAAACAACUCCACUUAACAGAGAUGACAACUGAAGUAUUUUCUGCCUUGUGAAAAUGUGGAGAUUAUGUUGCUGUUAGAAUGGAAAAUUUGAACAUUUUAUAUCCUCGUAUAAUUUCAGAAUUUAGUUUCCAUAUCUUUUGGAGAACAUGGUUAUAUCAAGAACAUAGAAUAUAAGUAACCUAUUACUAAGACACCUUAAAUGUAAAACUAGUAUGCUUGGCUGUUAACUCUAAAGAUGUUACUUAUGUUUGUUUUUAAAACGUGCAUGUAUUUAACAAUUUUAUCAUAGUAUUGUCAUGGAAAAAAAUAAAUAUAUUUUCUUACAACUUACGCAGA
Messenger RNA from Acinonyx jubatus (cheetah), 10058 nucleotides. RefSeq names its product LIF receptor subunit alpha (gene LIFR). The record is from RefSeq and is a predicted model, not a curated record. Lineage: Eukaryota; Metazoa; Chordata; Mammalia; Carnivora; Felidae. Gene Ontology annotation, molecular function: oncostatin-M receptor activity; leukemia inhibitory factor receptor activity; cytokine binding. The transcript is spliced from 20 exons. Bases 159 to 3452 code for a protein of 1097 amino acids. Gene Ontology annotation, biological process: cytokine-mediated signaling pathway; positive regulation of cell population proliferation. Gene Ontology annotation, cellular component: signaling receptor complex; external side of plasma membrane; membrane.